AGCUAUAGCUGACUUGAUUGAUUCCCUGGUAUUUGUGAUUAUCUCACACCCUGAUUCCAUUCCAUCUCCUUAUCUCAACCGGUUUCCAGACUUGGGUAUAUAAGAAUCUUUAAGGUGCAAUGGCAGUUACUACCAAACAGAUGUCUUUGCUUGUUGGAACCCUUGGGAUUUUGUCUUUCGUGUUUGGUGUUAUUGCUGAAAACAAAAAGCCCGCAUCUGGAACCCCGAUCACAGGGAAGGAUGUCAUUAUCUGCAAGUAUCCAGCUGAUCCCACUGUGGCUUUGGGAUAUUUGUCAUUUGGGUUUCUUGUUGCAUCUACUUUGGCUGGAGGAUCAUCGUUGUUUUAUCCCUACAAAGGGAAGUCUGUUCCACGGGAGGCAUUGUUCAAAAGCACCAGUUUCUUUGUAUUCUUCCUGAUUGCUUUGGGUUCGACUGGACUAGCAGCAACAAUGCUUUUAUGGCCAACAAUUACUGAGCACAAACACCUUGUCAGCAAUGUCCAUUACAACCUUGAAACAACUUGCCCUACAGCAAAAACUGGAUUGCUUGGUGGUGGUGCAUUUCUAGCUCUUGAUGCAGCUCUCUUCUGGUUGGUUUCCCUCAUGCUGGCUGAUAAUGCAAGAGAGGACUACUUUGAUGAUGUUAAAGGUGCCGGCAGUGAUCCAAUCUCCACUGAAUAUGAUGGCGAUGGUGUCAUCAAGGGCAAUGCUUAGCAAUAAUUUGGGUUUUCUUAAUUUUAUUUAUCAGUCUUUAUGCAUUCAAACUGGAGUCACAUUAUAAAAUUCCAAGUAUGGUGGUCUGAAUCAAUCAAAACGUGUAAAUAUGCUCUAUCUUAUAUUGGUGAAAAACAUGUUUAAUUUAUGAUAAUCAAGUUGUUUUACA
Messenger RNA from Erigeron canadensis, 882 nucleotides. RefSeq lists its product as uncharacterized. The record is from RefSeq and is a predicted model, not a curated record. The transcript has 4 exons. NCBI's taxonomy places the organism in Eukaryota, Viridiplantae, Streptophyta, Magnoliopsida, Asterales, Asteraceae. The coding region runs from base 120 to 713 and encodes 197 amino acids.